AUGGAGAGCUUGUCAAGGAGCAAUAGCAAAGGUGGCCAGCCUCAUGUGUUAGUUCCAUUGAAGCAAAGGCGGAGUGGAUACGAGCCAUCAGAUACAGAGACUGAGUGGCAAGAAAGUCCCUGGCAUGAUCAUAAUAACCGAAACAACGGGACAUCGGAUCUUGUCGAAGCGGAUAACAUUAAGUCCAAUUUGCCGAGAAACCUUAGCCCUUUGAAACUGAGCCGAAGACAGAUUCCGAAGGUUGAUUAUGAUAAAGGGUCUCCUCCUAGAACUAAUCCACUUCUAAGGAGACAUGGAAGCAGCAAGUCUCCUUACAAGACACGAAGGGAUGAUGGUCGGAACAUAAGCCCCUUGCCGAAACCCGAGCAUCGGCGGCAUGUCUCUCCUUAUAAACAGGGAAGAGUGGAGCAUACAUUGAAUGAUGGCACGGGAAAUGGUGAGAUUGCUGGCUUAAACAUGAAGCAAAGUUGUAGAUCUCCUACAAGAGAUGAAAUAAAAACAAUCAGCCAGCUUAUCGAGGGUGGUAGAGGGAGUGCAAAAUCAAACUAUCGUCGAUCAGUGACUGCACCACCAAGACAAAGAGGGGAGAGGACACCGUCACCAAUCGGAAGGAACACGUUUCGUAAGCAAAGAGAAGCUUCCCUUGGGAAACAACAAUCAGUAGGUGAAAUCAAUGAAAUGGUUGCAAAUGCAAAGAUUCCUAAAAGUCCUGCAUAUAAUGAUGCCAUUCUCGAAAGCACAGAGUCCAUUUCACCCGGUGAUAUCUUCUUUUCUCGUGAUGCUGCAGCCUUGGCAAUGCAGAAGAAAGGCUUGCCAAACAAUGGUGGCUUCGGAAACCAUGUUGUCCCCAAGCCACCAUUGUUGCCCCGAAAAGACCCCACUUCCCAUCAACGAAAAAUGGCUAACCGAAACAUUGAUCCAAAAGCUCGAUCAAACACUGGUUUAUCAAGAACAACUAUGACUCCAAGUUCAGCUACUAGCAGACAGAGUAGUUUAAACUCCAAGCUUAGUGAUACUAGUGGGAGUAGUUUAAACUCGGAGAAGUUCGCAGCCAAUAGACGAAAGAGCCAAAAUGAAACCUGGUUUGGAUGUGUAAUGAGGAGAGGAUCCUGCAGGACCUCAAAAAAAUCACCCGAAAGAGAAACACAAUCCUUCGAUGAGGCCUCGUUCAUUGGGAAGGCAUUUGUUGUCGAAAAACUGAGGCAGUUUUGGGCCGAUAAAUACCAACCAGCUUCCUUGAACGGAUUCACCUGUCACAAACAAGAAGCUCAGCUUCUGAAGCAACUAGCAUCCCAUGAGAAUUGUCCUCAUAUACUGUUCAAAGGACCAUCUGGUUCAGGGAAAAAAGCACUAACAAUGGCUUCCCUGCGCGAAAUGUAUGGUGACCCUAGCUGGAAUGUAUCUCAUGAAUUAAGGCAAUUCCAGGUUCAGGAAAAAAAGCCAAAGCAAGUUCACGUUCCAAUUGCUUCAAGUGCUCAUCAUGUUGAGCUUAAUGUACACUUGGAAACAAAUGCGAAAUAUGCAUUAAUGGGAUUAGUUAAGGAAAUAAGCACCAAUUUUACCACUAUCCCAGAAGUCAGCAAUGAUUAUUUCAAGAUAAACUACAAAGUUUUAGUUCUUUAUGAUGUUGACAAGGCACCAGAGAAUAUUCAUCACUUGAUAAAAUGGAUCAUGGACUGUCAUUCGGAUUCAUGUAAAUUCAUAAUCUGCUGUGAAGAUGACAUAAGUAUCCUAGAAUCAGUAAAGAGUCGCUGCAAAGUUAUAAAAGUAGAUGCCCCGGCAACACAUGAAGUCAUGGACGUACUUAUCCAAAUUGCAAGGAAAGAAGACUUUGAACUACAUACGAACUUUGCUGCAAAGAUUGCUGCCAAGUCAAAGCAAAACCUGAGGAAAGCAAUCAUGGCACUUGAAGCCUGCAAAGCACACAACUAUCCUUUUGCUGAUGACCAACCUAUUCCACUCGGAUGGGAAGAGGUCUUGACAGAACUCGCAACUGAAAUCCUGGCCGAUCCAUCGCAUAAAAGGUUACCUUUUGUAAGGCUUAAGCUUCAAAAGCUUCUUGGGGAUUUUGUUCAUCCUAAACUGGUCCUCCAGAAGCUGGUAGAAGAGUUUCUCAAGAAAGUUGAAGUUGGUUUAAAAAGGGAACUUUAUUACUGGCAUGGUUACUAUGAAAAGAGACUCCCAACAGGAACAAGUGCUUUGUUGAAACUAGAAGAGUUUGUGGCCAAGUUUAUAGGCAUAUAUAGGAAGAGUUCUGGUAAUAAUCAGUUUGUGUAA
Gossypium arboreum is the source of this 2277-nucleotide messenger RNA. RefSeq lists its product as uncharacterized. The record is from RefSeq and is a predicted model, not a curated record. Bases 1 to 2277 code for a protein of 758 amino acids. Gene Ontology annotation, molecular function: DNA clamp loader activity; DNA binding. Gene Ontology annotation, biological process: DNA repair; DNA-templated DNA replication. The transcript has 10 exons. Lineage: Eukaryota; Viridiplantae; Streptophyta; Magnoliopsida; Malvales; Malvaceae. Gene Ontology annotation, cellular component: DNA replication factor C complex; nucleus.